AUGGCGGCACCCACCCCAGAACCUCCCUUCGGCCUCCUCCCCGCCGGCCACCCCCUCAUAACGACCCCUUCCUCAACCCCAACACCAACCUCUUUCCUCUACGCGAUCCCCUCCGCCACGCCCGCAAACCCCAAACCCUUCUCCCACCUCGCCGUUUUCCUCCUCCCCGGCGUGGUCCUACCCGCCGACACCGCCGCCGCCAUCUACGUAGCCACAAACCCCGCCGCCCUCGCCGCCGGCACCGAAGAGCCCAAUUUCCGCUUUCUGGGCGGCGUGGGACCGGGUAAGGAGAGCGCUGUGUUCAAGCUUGGAGGAGGCGGAGAAGGGGUGGUGAUAGGCAUCAGUAUUGAGGAGGGGGCUAGCGUGGGGAGGAGGAUAGAGGAGGUACAUGGCAGUGGAAAUGGGUACAGUAAUAACAGCGGACAAAUAGUGAAAGCAGGAACGACGGACCCGCCAUCGACGUUGGUGUUGGCGCAAAGGAUUAUCAAGAACGCGUUCAAUUUCCUCGCGAGCUUUAGUGGGCAGGCCGGGCAGGUCGAGGUCGUGCCGCUGAAGGCGUUUGAGGAAUGGUGGAAGAAGUUUGAGGGGAGAUUGAGGAGUGAUCCAACUUUCUUGGAGAGAGCUCAGGAGGAGUGA
Pseudomassariella vexata is the source of this 636-nucleotide messenger RNA. RefSeq lists its product as uncharacterized. Gene Ontology annotation, biological process: protein import into nucleus. The transcript has a single exon. Lineage: Eukaryota; Fungi; Ascomycota; Sordariomycetes; Amphisphaeriales; Pseudomassariaceae. Gene Ontology annotation, cellular component: cytosol; nucleus. Bases 1 to 636 code for a protein of 211 amino acids. Gene Ontology annotation, molecular function: nuclear import signal receptor activity. The record is from RefSeq and is a predicted model, not a curated record.